UAGAAUACAAAAAUGUGUUCUAAGCAUCUUCAUAAGGGUCUUCCUGAGGUGAGGUUUGAUAAAAGUUGGUAUUUGAUUACUGUCAUCGCUCACUUCAUUCUGGAGUUGCCUUUAAGAUCCCAAUGUUACACUUCACACAGGAUAGAAGAUAUCCUUUUUAAUGACUUGUCAUAAGCCUGUAGAACACUUUAGGGAGGGGAAUCUUACAGUUGAAUCAUAAACAUAUUUAUAAAGUACAUUCCACAGAGUUCAAUGGGACUUACUACGAAGUAAGUAUGCAUCGGAUUUCAGCCUUAGACAUCGAAGCACAAAGCCCUCCUUGAGUGAAAGGAGUGUGCCAAUUUUUGCUAGCUUUCCCCAGACCCCUGGCUGUGUUUGGUAGCAAGAUAACAGAGAAUCAUCUCUGACUGUUUCCGUGUUUUGUCCCUUUGUUGAUUAAGAAGGGAGGACGGGACACCCAGCCCAUAUUUAGGAGAAAGUUUGUCACUGAAAGGAUAGACCUAGAUAGUACUGCUCUUUCCUUCAUCCACAUCCAUAUAGUGAUACUGUUUAUGGCAUGCUCUGCUACUGCAAUCCUGGCAUACCCAGCUUUCCCUGGCACACCAGGAAUACUGGCUCAGGGCUGUUUCAUGGGUUGAGAUGCUAAUGAAUGUUCUCUCCAAGAUUCUCAUGGAUUAUUUUAAGGUCAGACACAGGGCCAAUGUGAUCCUGGUUUUAAGAUCAGAAAGCAUUGAGCAUGUGCCCAGUUCUGCUUCAGCUCCCUUUCCAUGGUGACCGGCUCUGCUCCUGCUACGCUUCACCUGCUUGAAACUGCUCCCCAUUGGAUUGCUUGUUGGGUGUGGCUGACCUGUUCUCUGUCUUCCCUCUUUUUCCGCGUGAGGAUCCCUCGGACAGGCGAUCUCUUCUGAUAACCCGUCUGCAAUGCCACCACCCAGGCACCAAAUAGGUGACGGUGUGCUGGAUGGAAGAGACAACUGGGAAUAACAAGAAGUCACUCUCUCCUCAGGCGGAGCACGCUGGCAUCCGGACUUACUUCUUCAGUGCUGAGAACAACGAAGAGCAGGAGUCCUGGAUUCAAGCCAUGGGCGAGGCUGCCCGGGUGCAAAUCCCACCUGCUCAGAGGCAUGAGAAGACCGAUUCAGAGAACAUCCCUCCUGGCAAGAACCACCAGCACCACCACCACCGCAGUGUCCCAACCAGGGAGCCUGCCAAAGCUGAGCCGGAAGCCAAGACCAGAGGAGAAGGUGAUGGGCGUGGCUCCGAGAAGAUUGAACAGAAACCCGAGCGAGGGGAGAGCAAGAAGGAGCCGUUGGCAAAGGCCAAUGGCAUUGUGAGCCAAGAAAUGCCCUCUGAGCCGGGAAGCCCUUAUCCUGAUGCCUCCCGUGUGCCACCUGGGGUGGAGAGACCCACACAGCCGAACGGCUGGCAGUACCCAUCUCCUAGCCGGCCCGGCAGCAUGGCCUUUCCACAGCACGAUGGCGAGGCUGCAAUGCCUCGUCGGAGCUUUGCCCCUCGCACCAACCCUGAGAAGGUGGCCCAGAGGAAGAGCUCCAUGACACAGCUGCAACAGUGGGUGAACCUGCGCCGUGGGGCUCCAGCGCCUGAAGAUCUCCACAGCCCGACCAGGUUCUACCCAAUGUCUCGAAGAGUCCCUGACUACUAUCCCCCCUACUCACCCCAGUACUCUGAGGAUUUCCAAUACUACCCUCCCGGCGUGCGCCCUGACAGCAUCUGCUCUAUGCCUGCCUAUGAGCGGGUGAGUCCUCAAUGGACUGUGGAUGACAAGCGGCACUCCUUCCGCAACAGUGGCUCCUACCAGCUGCGGGAGUGGAAGGAACAGCCCGGCUACGGCAGACAGGAUGUGCCCGUUUGGAUCCCAGGUCCCACACGGCCGCCAGUGUACUAUGACGAAAUGGAUGCGGCCUCUGGCUCCCUGCGCAGGAUGUCACUCCAGCCUCGCUCCCGGUCGGUCCCCCGUUCGCCGAGCCAAGGUUCCUACAGCAGAGCCAGAGUGUACUCCCCUGUCAGGUCACCGAGCGCCCGCUUCGACCGAGUGUCUCCGCGGAGUGAGGAGAUAUAUGCAGAGCCAACAACGUACAUGAUGAGGCGAUCGGUCAGUUCCCCAAAGUAUGAUUAUCUGGGUGACAGGAGGCCUGUCCCUGCAGGGAUGUUUCCUUUCAACUAUCCAGCGUCCCCUACAGUCCACGACAAAAUGGAUGAACUUUUAGACCUUCAGUUGCAAAGAAACCUAGAGUAUUUGGACCAGCAGAUGAGUGAGAGCGAGACUUUGAUCAGUAUGGUGAACAGAAUGGUGGAGAGCUCCUCCCCUAGGGCUCAGCUGUACAUGCAAGUGUCUCAUUUCCCCGAAGCCUACAGGGAGGCGCUGCACACCUACAAGAUAAGCGAACAAGAUACGGAUAAGCUUCUGGGAAAGCUUUGUGAGCAAAACAAGGUGAUGAGGGAACAGGAGAGGCUUGUGCAACAACUUCGCGCUGAGAAGGAGAGUCUAGAGAGUGCACUGAUGGGGACACACCAGGAGCUGGAGAUGUUUGGGAGCCAACCGGCGUACCCUGAAAAACUGCUGCAUAAGAAGGAAUCCCUUCAGAAUCAGCUGAUCAAUAUCCGGGUGGAGCUAUCCCAAGCCAGCACGGCACUGGCCAACAGCACCAUAGAAUAUGAGAACCUGGAGGGUGAGGUGUCAGCCUUGCAUGAUGACCUAUGGGAGCAGCUGAACUUGGACAUCCAGAACGAAAUGCUCAAUCGGCAAAUCCAGAAGGAGAUCUGGCGGAUCCAGGACGUGAUGGAAGGGUUGAGAAAGAACAAUCCCUCUCGGGGCACAGACACUGCAAAGCACAGAGUGGCCCUGGGCCCAUCAGGAACCUACAGCUCUAACAGCCCAGCCAGCCCUUUGAGCUCAGCCAGCCUCACGAGUCCACUGAGUCCUUUCUCCCUCGUGUCUGGAUCGCAGAGCUCCCCUACCAAGCAAGGCAGCAAUGAGGAGCCUGGUCCACCUCGACCUCCCCUCCCCAAAUCAUAUGUGCCCUUGGAAUCUCCUCCGACUGUCCCUCCGCUCCCUAACGAAAGCCGCCUCUGGCCGUAUCCUAACUCCCCUUCCUGGCAGCAAAGCAGCGAGGCGAAGAGGGGACAGUCCAAGUCCAGCUUUGAGCAGAGCAAGAAGGACCAUCACCGGACAUUGGCCUCCAGUUCUACAGUGGAAACUGGUCUCUUGCAGACAAGGCAAGAUCAAGAGGUGGACAAGCAAGUUGCUCUCAACAAAGUUGGCAUUGUUCCCCCAAGGACCAAGUCACCCAUGGAUGAUGAUAACACCACACUCACAUCAGGCGUAGUGAGGAGGAGUGCCAGCAACCUAGCCAAUGGGCUGAACUCCCGGGACAGACCAAAGAGUGCUGUGUUUUCGAAUGAGAUGAAGGCGAAGAUGAGCGUCGAGGAGCAGAUUGAUCGCAUGAAGCGCCACCAAAGUGGUUCUAUGAAGGAGAAGAGGCGGAGCUUGCAGCUUCCAGCCAACCAGCAACAGGCGGAUAGCCCUCUGUCUAAAGCGCCUCCCUCUUACAAAGUGGUGCGCAGACAUCGCAGCAUCCAUGAGGUGGACAUAUCUGAUCUGGAAGCUGCAUUACGCUCUGACGACUCUGGCAAGAUGUAUGAGACCCCUCGAGAGGAGAUUGCUCGCCUGCGUAAAAUGGAACUAGAGCCUGAGCAUUAUAAUGUGGACAUUGGCAAGGAGCUUUCCACCCCAGACAAAGUCCUUAUCCCAGAAAGGUACAUUGAGUUGGAACCUGAUACUCCACUGAGCCCAGAGGAAAUGAAAGAGAAACAAAAGAAAGUGGAAAGGAUAAAGACGCUGAUUGCCAAAUCCAGCCUGCAGAAUGUGGUCCCCCUCAAUGAGGGAGAAGUGGACGUGUCCCAGGACUCCGAAACCCAGCUACAGGAGCAGGAGAAGCGAAUAGAGAUCUCCUGUGCCUUGGCCGCAGAAGCCUCCCGACGGGGCCGCAUGCUCUCUGCUCAAUGUGCCACCCCGAGCCCUCCCACCUCCCCAGCUUCCCCGACUCCACCGACCAAGUCCCUCUCGUCUGACUCAUCCCAGGGCACCGAUGGCCAUUUUAUGCGUGUCUGAGCCAUAAACACAGGCCCUGGCUGCUGUGAAUGCUGUGAAGUUCCACGGAGCCACAUUUUAACACCCGAGUCUGCAUCCUGACACAGCCACUUAACGAUGCACACGGCCGUUGUUUUGGUUCUUUCAGAACACCCCCUCCUUCAGCUGAGCUGCAUUCAGGAAGGAAAAGCUGCCUCUGAGGAGAAUGGGGGAUGUCUCACCUUGGUCCUAGUCCCCACCCCACCCCCACACAUGCACCUCCACUACUGCCAAGGCCCAUACCAACUGCCCAGACAAGUCCUUUAAAGCUGGUAGCAGAUGGAUGCAGCGUUCCAGGCCUGUUCCAUUCUGCAAGGGAGGUCUUACAGGCAUUUCCAAGGCAAAGGACCAGCAGCUAAAGAUCAGCUGUUACUUAGAAUAGCUCAGCACUGAACUGGAAAAGCAACGCUGGUGACAGCAGGAGAAGGCGAAGCUUCCCACGCUAAUGUAGCCAUCCCCUGAGGCUUUGUCCCCUUCCGCCAACUUGUUUUUGGGGGAGGAGAAUUGUGUGAAGAAUGACAUGUCACUGCAGCCAGGGACUUCACAGAAGUGAGCCCCAGAUAUAUAUAUAGAUAUUCUUUCUCUCACCCUCAUCCCAACACCCCCGUUGGUCUCCUCUGCCAACCAGAAUGGCUUUAGCAUCUUUAUUAUCACGAGCUAAGCGACCUGUGCACGGCCACGCUUCUCUGCUUAUGCUCGCAACCAUUCGCAGGAAAAGGAAGAAAGGGGAAGCACAAAUGGACAGACGGAACUUUGUGGAUGUGGCAGGUGAAGAAAAAAAGAAAGCUGCCCGUCUGAGAGAGGGUGGGUGGAGAAAGCAGAAGAGGCUUUGGAGGCAUCUUCUGAUUUGUGGGAAUAUUUGCUGUGGCUGUGAGACGCUGGCAAUUUCUUCUUUUUCCAAGCAUAAGGGUGGGAUGGUUCAGAAGAUAUGCGUAAUGUAUGUGGACAUGGAGCAGAGGUGUGAGUGAAAGAUAGAAUGGGGAAAGAUGAGGGUGGAAAAGUUUUGUUGGCUGGGAUUAGACCUAGUGAGAUCUAUUUCUCUGUAGAUACAAAGCAAAAUCAGGACUGGGUAGGUGAUAUUUCCUUCUUCUCAUAUCUGAGCCAAUUCAGCAUAGUGCCAUUGAGUAAAUGCCUCCUGAGUUCUCCGGGGCACACAUUUAAGUAACGGAACCAGGCAGAAAACUGUCUGUUGGAUAGAUCACUGCAUUAGCCACACACUUAAGAGUCUCUUUCACCAGCCCUUGAAGCAGUAGGUCCUGCUAAUGAAAACAGGAUAUUUGAGUACAUGGAAUUUGAGCCUGAACUAAAUGAGAUGAGCCAUGAGUCAGUCCCCAUGGCAUAGAUGAAGCGAUCCGCUCCUGGCAAUUGUGGAGAGGACACAGUGAGGCCUCUUCAUUCUCUGCCAUUUGUAAUUUCUGUUCUGGCUGUAUGCAACAGUAGAGCAACUGGUAGGUGAUUUGGAAGGAGAGCUCUCUCUCUCUUUCUCUGACACACAUGCGCGCGCACACACACACGUUUCAUCCGUCUCCUCCACCAAGGCCAUAGCUGCAUGAUAAUUAUUACUGCUGUGAUCUUUCAGAGGAACUGAGCUCCUGUAUCAAGAGCGCAGGACCACGGCUGCACCUGCUCCCAUCUCAUACCAUUUCAAAUGAGCCCGCUCUUCCAGAUGAGCCCUCAUUGUUUCCUCAAUAGUUUGAGAGAAGGACUAAUUGUAACAGGAGCUGGACCAAAUGAGAAAGCACAGAGCGAGAAUGUGGGAGAUUUAUUCAUUUUCAAUGGAUACCGUUGGAGUUUCUCUCCCCCACCCGCUGAGAUUUAUUCAAGUAGCUCUGUCUUGCCCCCAUAUUAAGACAGGGGUCUUAGCAAAUCAAGGGUCUCAUUUGGAUUUCCUUUCCACACUGCAGUUGUCCACUGAAAGGGAGCGGCUGGUCUGGAUAUCAUUUAGGGCAACUGUAGCAAACUUAUGUUCCCAGGGGCUACCCUGUUCUCCAGACAGUGAUCGAAGGACAGGCAAGAAAUCUGUUUUGCUGCACAACCUGAUCCCUGCGCAAGUAGUCAGGCACUGCGCUAAAGUUGGCAUCACCUCCCAGUAAGGGCUAUGCACUGUCACGUCAUAGCACUCGGGCAUGGACAGGGCAUUACGUCCAAAACUCAGAGAGAUGGUUGGACAUGGGCAGUUUUGAAAGUCGUUGUGGAACAAGAGGCCGUAGCUCAGUGGUGGAGCAUCUGCUUUGCAGCAGAAGAUCCCAGAUUCAGUCCCCAGCAUCUCCAGGCAGGGCUAAGAAAGAAUCCUGCCUGAAAACUUGGGGAGCUGCUACCAGCCAGCGUUGACAUUGCUGGGCUAUAUGGACCCAUUGUUUGACUUCGUAAAAAGCAGCUUCCCAUGUUCCUAAUCCUUUUUCAUAACC
Messenger RNA from Elgaria multicarinata webbii, 6558 nucleotides. It is a transcript of the gene PLEKHA6, whose product is annotated as pleckstrin homology domain containing A6. The coding region runs from base 962 to 4132 and encodes 1056 amino acids. The transcript is spliced from 22 exons. The record is from RefSeq and is a predicted model, not a curated record. NCBI's taxonomy places the organism in Eukaryota, Metazoa, Chordata, Lepidosauria, Squamata, Anguidae.